GACGUACUCGAGGCAAAAUCCGGUGGAACUCGGAAGGGAGGCAGCUGUCGUGGAUUUGAAAUCGCCCCUUUAACAUGCUUAUACAGACCUUGUGAAAGUCUUACCAGCCAUGGAGUCGGACACGAAUGCUUUCCGCGUGGACUUCCCCGAUUUCUCCUGCUCGCUCCUGCACAAGCUGAACCAGCAGCGGCAGCGCGGGCAGCUGUGUGACCUCAUCGUCAGCAUCGGGGGACACCAGUUCCGGGCACACCGCGCUGUGCUGGCCGCCAGCUCGCCCUACUUCUGUGACCAGGUGCUUCUGAAGAACAGUGCUCGUGUGGUGCUGCCCGAGGUCAUGAACCCCUGGGUGUUCGAGGGCCUCCUACUGUCCUGCUACACUGGCUCCCUCAGCCUGCCCGCCUGCGAGGUGGUGGCCUUCCUGACUGCGGCCAGCUUCCUGCAGAUGUGGCACGUGGUGGACAAGUGCACCGAGCUGCUGGAGAGCAACCCUGCCGCUGCCGCCGCCUCCUCCUCCUCCUCGCGGCCCUCUCUCAAGGCCCUCGCCUCGGCCGCCAGGCGCGGCAGCAGUGGCAGCCAUCACCUCUCUCCAGACCGAGGGAGUCACCACGGCGACAGGGGAGGAGAGGAGUCGUGCUCCGACGGCGGAGCGGGAGGCAGCAGCGAGGGCUUCGGCAAGAUGGCCGGCGUCGGCGGAGGAGACUUUGAUCAGCUCCUGGAGGAGGGGGGCUUCUCUCCGCAGGGCCUGGAGCUGGGCGCUCCCUCUAGUGGUGAGGGCUGCUCACCGCCACCCAACGGCCAGAACGGCGGCGGUGGCAGCAACGAGGAACACGAUGACGAUGAGGAUGAUGAUAUCGAUGACGAUGAGGACGGGCGUCCCAAGGCCAAGUACGUGCCGCCGAGCAUCAUGGGACACAGGAAGUGGAGCCAGGUGAAGACGGAGCGGCCGGGCCGCGAGGACUGCACCAGCGGCACCCUGUUCAUAAACGAGAUGGGCAGCACAGACAGCUCGGAGUCGUACCACCGCCAACUCCAGCACCAGCAGGGCUUCUGCGGCGACGACAGCCUGGACGACAAGCUGGCCAACCAGCUGGACGACGGCCUCGACUGCGACCCCGCCUUCGACGACCCGCUGGACUUCUACGGCAGCUCCAUGGACCGAUACAGCAGCGACCAGGCCGGCCACCUCGACUUCGGAAGAGGCGGCGAGGACGACGAAGACGGGAUGGACGCCGACGUCCACGGCCCGGAUGACGUGACCAACUUGGGCCCGGGCUACAAGCUGUACCAGUGCAAGUGCGGCAAGAGCUUCACGCACAAGAGCCAGCGCGAUCGCCACAUGAGCAUGCACCUGGGCCUGCGGCCGUACGGCUGCGCCGUCUGCGGCAAGAGCUUCAAGAUGAAGCACCACCUGGUGGGCCACAUGAAGAUCCACACGGGCAUCAAGCCCUACGAGUGCAGCAUGUGCUCCAAGCGCUUCAUGUGGCGCGACAGCUUCAACCGCCACACCGCCUCCUGCAGGCGGAUACAGGGAAAGCGGGCAGCGUCCGCCAACAAUGCCGCCGCCGCUGCUGCUGCUGCCGCGGCUACAGCAGCCACGACCUCGACCACGACCACUGCCACUGCCGAGCAGAGCGUUUGCUGAGUCCAGGUCAGCCAAGUCGAGCCACACAUCUCAGGCCAAACCAGGAGGAUGAUGCUAUCCACCUUAUUAUCCAUCAGUUAUAUGGGUGCCGCGAUGCUAGCGCUGGAGCUCUCUUUGGAUUUCCGGUUGUGCAAUGGAGUCCAUAGACUUGAAUGAUGACCCCUAACAGUAACCAGCAGACCAGAAAUUCUGGUAGACUACGAAAUUAUGUGAAAUGGGCGGGACUUAAUAAGGUGGAUAGACUCAAGAAGGUCUACAGACCUACAUUGCGUGAAAGCCCUCCAAAAACCUAACUGGUUUCCCACUGAUGGCCCAACCAAUGGAUCAACCGAAAUGGCAGUGCAUACAGUGGAGUUGCUGCAAGCGACCCUUCAGUAUAAAAUACUACACAGCAGUUGGCAGUUCAAAAGGUUUUCCACCCAACUGAGGGAGUUAAGUGGCCUCCACUUAAGGUCUCAAGCAUUUUCUUGUGUUGGCAUAUGUCUAGCCACGUU
Molecule: messenger RNA, 2136 nt
Organism: Engraulis encrasicolus (European anchovy)
Lineage: Eukaryota; Metazoa; Chordata; Actinopteri; Clupeiformes; Engraulidae
Gene: zbtb43
Product: zinc finger and BTB domain containing 43
Exons: 4
Coding region: 110-1642 (510 amino acids)
Biological process (GO): regulation of transcription by RNA polymerase II
Molecular function (GO): DNA-binding transcription factor activity, RNA polymerase II-specific; RNA polymerase II cis-regulatory region sequence-specific DNA binding; protein binding
Source: RefSeq, a predicted model, not a curated record